Messenger RNA from Xiphias gladius (swordfish), 2065 nucleotides. It is a transcript of the gene mboat7, whose product is annotated as membrane bound O-acyltransferase domain containing 7. Bases 264 to 1691 code for a protein of 475 amino acids. Gene Ontology annotation, biological process: lipid modification; phosphatidylinositol biosynthetic process. The transcript has 9 exons. NCBI's taxonomy places the organism in Eukaryota, Metazoa, Chordata, Actinopteri, Istiophoriformes, Xiphiidae. Gene Ontology annotation, molecular function: lysophospholipid acyltransferase activity. The record is from RefSeq and is a predicted model, not a curated record. Gene Ontology annotation, cellular component: mitochondria-associated endoplasmic reticulum membrane contact site; membrane.
CGGCAUAUGAACAGUCAGUCGACGAAAAGUGAUUCACUUUCAAAUGAUGCAUGCGCUAGCUUUGAAUGCGUACAGGUGAUCCGUGGUAUCCCUGAGGUCAGAAUGGUACAGUCCACACCCCUGCAGUUGAAAUGGUACUUUCCUACUGGGUGGCGUCUUCUUUCAUCAACUAGGAAGUAAACGUAGACGGUGUUAGCGGUGUGGUGCAAGCUCUGCCCGAGACUGGAGUCCUCAAACCGUGGUGAUUUUUACACUAAAUAGCGAUGUCUCCUGAUGAGCUGGUGUACUUGGGAAUUCUUGCUGCCUCCAUCCCUGCUGGAUUCCUCUUCCGUUACCUCAGUCCACCUGUGAAGCAGGGGGCAGCUCUUCUUCUGGGCCUCUCUAUUACCAUCGCCACCUGUCACAUCCACACACUCCACUCUCUGUUGACGGUGAUUGGAACAUGGGUUAUUAUAAAGAGCAGCUGGCGGCAUGCCCCAGCACUGAGUCUCGGCUGGACCUUUCUCUACCUCCUCUUCUUCCGGCUGGUCACCUGGUUCGGUCUGCCACCACCGACACCUUUUGCCAAUGCCGUCCAGCUACUUCUCACUCUCAAGAUGGUGAGUCUAGCCAACGAGGUGCAAAGUUUCCACAUGGAGAAGAAAAAGGAAGUGAGCUCUUUUGCCAAGUCUCCUGUCAUUGGUGGUCUGUCUGAAGAGCCCUCUCUCUACGAUAUUCUGUCCUAUAGCUACUGUUAUGUUGGUAUAAUGACUGGUCCCUUCUUUCGCUUCCAAACGUACGUUGACUGGCUGACACAGCCGAGCCCGCUGGCCCUGCCCGGCUGGGUGCCGUGCCUGCAGCGCUUGAAGCUGGUUCCCGUCUAUGGCGCUCUGUUCCUGGCUGUCAACUCUGUCUUUCCUCUGGCUUAUGUUCGCACAGACGAGUUCCUGGAUCAAAACUUUUUCUUCAGGUUUUUCUACAUGAUAGCGAUAUUCUUCGUGUUCAGGAUGCGUUUCUAUGCGGCGUGGUGUGGAGCUGAGGCUGGUUGUAUCAGUGCAGGUCUGGGCUGCUAUCCAGAAAAGGCGCUGUCCAAACCCGGAGGAGGACCCACUGUCAACUACAGUCCCGACCCCACAGCUGAAGAGAAAUAUGACUUCAGGACCAUCCAGAACAUUGACUGCUACAACACUGACUUCUGCGUGAAGGUCCGACAUGGCAUGCGUUACUGGAACAUGACGGUGCAGUGGUGGCUGCAUCACUACAUCUACCCAAACGCCCCCUUCAAAGCCUACACUCUCAGGGCAGGCUGGACUAUGUUCAUCAGUGCCUACUGGCAUGGACUACAUGCUGGCUACUACCUCUCCUUCCUAACUAUCCCCCUGUGCAUCGCAGCCGAGUCUGCCAUGGAGGCCUCUGUCCGAGCCAAACUGGGUCCUCGUGGGCAGAAUAUCUUCGACUGGGUCCACUGGUUCCUGAAGAUGAGGGCCUACGACUACAUGUGCAUGGGCUUCGUGCUGCUGAAGGCCUCUGAAACCAUAUACUACUGGACGUCCAUCUACUUUGUCAUGCACCUCAUCGCCAUUUGCUGUAUAAUAGUGGGCAGGGUGCUGAAGGGAGGGAAGAGGGAAGGGAGGAGAGGGGACAAGCAGGAGAAAAGAGAGGGAGAGAAGAUAGAAAACGUGAAAGAGAAAACUGGAGAAAAAACAGACUGAAUGGAGGUACAGAAAGGAACUGGUUGGAUACUUUUUUGGACAUGAGAAGUUACUUCAAGACUAUAUUUCCCAAAAUUAUUUGCACCAACAUUCAUCUUUCUAGCAACACAAGUCGCCGCACAAGUCCAAUAAGAUUUCCAGUGAGCAAAGUUCAACUCAAUUUUAUUAAAAAAUAGUCAGACAAAAGUGUGAUGUGUAAAUCCCAGUAAAAUGUCUCCACUGAAGACAAUAUGUGUAGAGGUACGUAAAAGUACUGGGAACACUGGGAGAGGAAUGUUUGAGCUCAAUGAAUGUUACUUUUGUAUUGUGAGUGUCAACUUGGGCAUUAGCCUGUACCGUGUGUGUGAUUUUAUUUCAAGAUACCAUGCUCAGUU